Messenger RNA from Desarmillaria tabescens, 1966 nucleotides. RefSeq lists its product as uncharacterized. The transcript has 11 exons. The coding region runs from base 265 to 1917 and encodes 550 amino acids. The record is from RefSeq and is a predicted model, not a curated record. NCBI's taxonomy places the organism in Eukaryota, Fungi, Basidiomycota, Agaricomycetes, Agaricales, Physalacriaceae.
CAUACGUUCAAAAAUGCACCGCCAUCGGUACCCACGAAAUCGACGCGAAAGAAAUGUCAGGGAAUUUGCGAGUUGUCGCAAUGUUAACACGAUCCCAGCUUCGCACCAUUUCUGAUUGCCUUCCAGAUGUUUGGAGCAGAUGACUUUUGGAUCGUGGAAUACUGAUUCCGCAUCUGACCAUAUGGCGACUCCCGGACCGAUUGAUCCACCAGCCUACCCUGUUUCCCAUCCGAAUCGCAAACAAUCAUCUUGAUUGCUCACGCGAUGGACCCAGCGAUAGUCUCUGCCUUUCAAAGCGCCCCACGAGCGUAUUUAGGAGACAUGAUCACACUUCCGAGGGAUUACAGGAUGCCUGAUCUAUCUUUGGUUCGGAGCCAAGCUGCUGAAGUUAUCCAACUCGCACGGGCUCCGAUACCGCAGCGAGGCGAGACUAUAGACUCUCUCCCACCGGGAUUGUGGUACAGAUACAAGCUUCCUCGGCUUUUUGAGUUCAGCUAUUUCUGCUCUGUCGAUGAUAUCCCAGAAGACAUUUUACCGCAGUGUAUCUGGUCUCUCGAAUGGUGGAUUCGUGGCCUUCUAGAAGGGUCAGAUGAGCAACUGAAGCCAUUCACCAAAUGCGUGGAGCGUAGGUGCGGAAAAGAUACUCCUAUACCAGCAAAGAAAGGACGGUACUAUAUGCUUAAAAUUUGUCGAUCCAAGAUUGCCGAAUACCUUCUCCACCCGCAAAUUAACCUACCACUGGAAGCUCUGUACCAUGUUCGAUGUUCUAUGGAGACAGUCAAGGAGCACGGCGGAGAGUCCGAUAUCUUCCAUACAAGCCCAGGGCUAUACAUUUCGCAUGCUAUAUGCCUCGCGCGCGCCAGGAUAGACGACGUUGAAGCAAAGACAGCUUUAUCACGUAUUAUCCAGGAUAUAACAUUCGACGCCGGCUCUGGAACUAUUGCGCAUCACGUCCAUGCAAAGGUGUAUCUUGCCCGUGUACUUCGGAGACUUGGGGAAGACGACGAAGCACAGAAACUGGAAGCAUGGCUAGUCAGAUGGUUCAAGAAGUAUCCACAUAAAUUUAAAAACGACAUUCUGGUAGGAAUGUUCACUACCGACAUUGGUCCAACUGUGGAUCCGGUUUUCACGGGCCUUGGCGGAUUUAAGUGGCUGGAUCAUAGGAAGGCAACUUUGAAAACGGUAAUGCGUCACGCGAGGUACUGCCAAAACUGCGGUGCUCGUGAACCGCAAGUGAAAUUGUUGAAAUGCCUGCAAUGCCACCAUACGCUGUACUGUUCCAAAGAAUGCCAGAAAAUGAACUGGCGCUACCACAAGAAAUACUGCAAAGAUGCUGCUGAGCAGACGAAGAAAAUAGCAGAAUUCGAGAAAAUUAGUGCUUCUGCGGCACAACAAUACCGAGACUGGAUGGAUAUCCGAGAUAAUAUUAUGCCUGGGAUGAUAGAGUGCUUCGCACACGCUCUAGGACUGGCACGCGAUGAAUCACGAGGCCGGACACAUAUCGUACUUCAGGAAGUCGAAUAUGUCCCGUCCAUGAAAAGUCGUCUCGACAGGUUCAGAACCACCAGAGUCGGAGUUUUCAAACAAGAAGAUGCUUGGAAAGACGUUGGGUCCAUAUUACGCCUAGAUCCAGGCGAGGCAAAGAUGCACAUCCGCGAUAUGCUCGAGGCGUUUGAUCAGAGACCUAUGCAAGAGCAGAUCGGCAGCCAAACGCUUAUUCCUAUAUUUAAUUUAGUGUUCUCGGCCAAGCGCAGCGAUGGCCAGGCAUAUCUCAGAAUGGGUAUGAUUUCGCGAAAGGAGCUAGUAUUGAUGCAACGCAGAACGGACUGGAGACGGGAUAUCAACGUAGAAGGGGAACCUCCCACUCAGUUCAAGUUACGUGGCGGCAAGAAUCCGGAUGCAGAAUUCAUCUUUUGAAGGUGUGAGUCAAAUUCUAAUUGUCGGCUAUACACAAGUGGUUAACGUU